AUGGCUGCGCCCGUGGGACCGGUGAAGUUCUGGCGACCCGGUACAGAGGGACCCGGCGUCAGCAUCUCUGAAGAGAGACAGAGUCUAGCCGAAAAUUCUGCAACAACCGUUGUUUACAAUCCUUACGCUGCCCUUUCCAUAGAGCAGCAGAGGCAGAAGCUGCCGGUGUUCAAGCUUCGGAAUCAUAUAUUAUACUUGGUCGAAAACUAUCAGACAGUGGUGAUUGUCGGAGAGACGGGAUGUGGAAAGAGCACACAGAUCCCACAAUACCUUGCAGAAGCUGGCUGGACGGCCGAAGGAAGAGUCGUGGGAGUGACCCAGCCCCGAAGAGUGGCAGCUGUCACAGUUGCAGGGAGAGUAGCUGAGGAAAGGGGUGCGCUGCUGGGCCACGAGGUGGGCUACUGCAUCCGCUUUGAUGACUGCACCGACCCACUGGCCACGAGAAUUAAGUUUCUGACUGAUGGAAUGUUGGUCAGGGAAAUGAUGGUUGAUCCGUUGUUAACAAAAUAUAGUGCCAUCAUGCUGGAUGAAGCCCACGAGAGGACCUUGUACACAGACAUUGCCAUUGGCUUGCUGAAAAAGAUUCAGAGAAAGCGAGGGGAUCUUCGAUUGAUUGUGGCUUCAGCCACUCUGGAUGCAGAGAAAUUCCGGGAUUUCUUUAAUCAAAAUGAGACCAGCGACCCAACGAGGGAUACGUGCGUGAUCCUUACAGUAGAAGGGCGAACAUUUCCAGUGGACAUCUUUUAUCUACAAAGUCCUGUUCCAGAUUAUAUCAAAUCAACUGUAGAGACUGUGAUGAAAAUUCACCAGACAGAGGGAGAUGGAGACAUACUAGCAUUUCUUACUGGCCAGGAAGAGGUGGAAACGGUCGUGUCUAUGCUAAUCGAGCAGGCUCGGGCUCUAGGGCGAACUGGGAUGAAGAGACACCUCCGGGUCCUGCCCAUGUACGCAGGACUGCCUUCCUUUGAGCAAAUGAAAGUGUUUGAAAGGGUGUCACGCAGCGUCAGAAAGGUGAUCGUAGCCACCAAUGUGGCUGAAACCUCCAUUACAAUCAGCGGGAUUGUGUAUGUGAUCGACUGUGGCUUCGUGAAACUCCGAGCCUACAAUCCCAGGACAGCCAUCGAGUGCUUGGUGGUGGUCCCAGUGUCCCAGGCAUCAGCCAACCAGCGCGCAGGACGUGGCGGCCGCAGCCGUUCGGGAAAAUGUUACCGCCUUUAUACAGAGGAAGCCUUUGACAAGCUGCCUCAAUGCACUGUCCCUGAGAUGCAGCGUAGCAACUUGGCACCUGUCAUCCUCCAGCUGAAAGCACUAGGGAUCGACAACGUCCUCAGGUUCCACUUCAUGUCGCCCCCUCCAGCACAGUCGAUGGUUCAAGCAUUGGAGUUACUCUAUGCUCUGGGAGGUCUGGACAAAGACUGUCGCCUCACUGAACCGCUCGGCAUGAGAAUAGCAGAGUUUCCUUUGAAUCCCAUGUUUGCAAAAAUGCUGCUUGAAUCAGGAAAUUUUGGCUGUUCUCAGGAAAUUCUAAGCAUUGCAGCCAUGAUGCAAAUCCAGAAUAUCUUUGUGGUCCCCUCAAACCAGAAGUCUCAGGCAAUGCGAGUGCACCGAAAAUUUGCUGUGGAGGAGGGUGAUCAUCUCACUAUGCUCAACGUGUAUGAAGCGUUUAUCAAACACAAUAAAAACUCUCAGUGGUGCCAGGAGCAUUUCCUGAAUUACAAGGGUCUUGUCAGAGCUGCGACAGUGCGCGAGCAGUUGAAGAAGCUUCUUGUCAAGUUUCAAGUGCCCAAGAAAUCUAGCGAAGGUGAUCCGGAUCCCGUCCUGAGGUGCCUUGUUUCGGGAUUCUUUGCCAAUGCAGCAAGGUUUCAUUCCACCGGAGCUUAUAGGACUAUCCGUGACGACCAUGAAUUACAUAUCCACCCUGCCUCGGUCCUCUACGCAGAGAAGCCGCCUCGCUGGGUCAUCUACAAUGAAGUCAUACAGACCUCCAAGUACUACAUGAGGGACGUGACCGCCAUUGAGUCUGCUUGGCUGUUGGAGCUGGCUCCGCACUUCUAUCAACAAGGAACGCACCUGUCCCUCAAAGCGAAAAGGGCCAAGGUCCAGGACCAGUGA
Messenger RNA from Puma concolor (puma), 2112 nucleotides. RefSeq names its product DEAH-box helicase 35 (gene DHX35). Lineage: Eukaryota; Metazoa; Chordata; Mammalia; Carnivora; Felidae. The record is from RefSeq and is a predicted model, not a curated record. Gene Ontology annotation, molecular function: RNA binding; helicase activity. Gene Ontology annotation, cellular component: intracellular anatomical structure; catalytic step 2 spliceosome.